UUGGGUUUUCACGAGAGAGAGAGAGAGACAGUCAGUCAGUCCAGGUCUAACCGAGGCGCUAGACGUCAAGAGGCGGAUUAAGGGCAGGGCAUUGCGCCUUAUCCCUUGGAGAGCCUGGCAGGGAUACGGACGCGGGGCGCUGGGGGGAAAGGAAGGCCAGAGGAAGAGGAGGAAGAAGAGGAAGAAUAAGCGGCUGGGCUAUUGCUGUUGGUUUCCAUGAAGCGCAGCUAAAGCAACGCCGGGCGCCCGAAAAAGGGGGACGGAGGUCAGAUAGUGUUGAUAUGGAUGCUUUGGGCAGCCUAGAGACAAAGUGGAUGCCAGUGAUGGCUAUGUAAACAACAACUCUGCAAAGCCUCUGAAUCCCUUAAAAUGGAGGAACUGUAUAAGGACACACAAAACCUACCCAUGGAUGUUACAAACUCUCCUUCAACUAUGGCUAACAACAAGCUGGAAAAUGGAGUUGCCCAGCUGAUAACUGCAGAAGCAUGGAAUAUAAACUCGUCUGACUUGAUGAAGAAAGCACUUUCGCCUUUGGUAUCAGUCCCUACUCCAUCAAUAUUAACCCCGCCAGCUGAAUCCCAAAGUGGGGUAGCUCUCAAAGUAGCUGCCACUGUACUCCAGCCCAUUUGCUUAGGGGACAGUCCAGUAGUUCUGCCAAUACAUCUGCAAGUAGCUGGGAGUACUUCUCCUCAGAUUGCUCCUAACAGUAACACUCCAUAUGUCAUGACCACUCAAGGCCCAGUCCCACUGCCUCUCCUCCUAGAGCAACAUGUCUUUCAACAUUUAAAUUCUCCCCUAGUUUUAUCUCAGAGCUCUCCCUGUGCUACCAAUGCUAUGCACAACAAUAUCUUCCAGGGCUCCUCUUCCCCAAUGGGACAGCCACAACUCUUGGAUCAGAAACCAUCCAAUCCAGCUCAGGAGUCUGUCUUGCCUCCUGUGUUUCAGACACCAGGGUUUGCUGCCGUUCUGCAGGAUCUCUUUCCCUCACAAGGUGUCUUGGGCGCUUCACCCUAUCAGCCAUCCCCAGACUGCUCUUCUGUCCCACCACAACCCUUCAGCUCCCCUUUGUCUCCACUGGUUCCUCCAGCCACGCUCUUGGUACCAUACCCUGUGAUUGUUCCUCUGCCGGUCCCAGUCCCUGUGCCCAUCCCCAUCCCCAUCCCAGUUCCCCACAGUGCUGAAUCUAAAGUCAACCUGGACUGCUCCAAACUGGCAAGUUCUUUUGUUUUGCAUUCCUGUAAAGGCACCCAAACCCCCUUGGAGAAGGAAGAAAGUAAGCCAUUUGACUUCAUCCACCAUCGGGGGCUCUCCCAGCUGAGUCGCCACACUGUCAUUAAGAUGGGUAAUGAGAACGAGGUUCUUGACUUGUCCAUGAAACCAGCCCCUUUGGUUAAGGAAAGUGAGGAGAGUUCCCAGCCUUCACCUGAAGAAGGUGUUUUGGAUUUAUCCAUUCCCUCAUGUCGGAAAACGGGCAACACUGAAACAAGUACCAGUCACUUUGGGCCUAUCUUGGAGGGUCCUGCUCAUUCCACAACAAACAAACUUCCUACUGCUGUUUCUCCCUUCGUUCCUUCAAAACCUCAUGAGGGUCCACCCAAGGUUGCUGAGAACAGAGUGAUCAGCAGCGGUUCAUCUGAACACCUGAGACAGCCGCCAAAGUGGCUGGUGGAUCAGACUAAUAUUGCAACAUGUGAGCCCUCUGCUGCCAAUAACAUUGAAAUCGUAAGCACCUCACAGACUGCCAAAGUGAUAGUCUCUGUCAAAGAUGCAGUGCCUACUAUUUUCUGUGGCAAGAUUAAAGGCCUCUCGGGGGUCUCAACAAAAAACUUCUCCUUCAAAAGGGACAUGCCUCAGGACUCAGUUCUUCAGUGUUAUGAUGUGAAGAACCAGCCAGAAGCCCGGGAUACUGCAGAAGCUCUUCGGAAACCUAUAAAAAACAGAAACGUCAAGUUAAAGAAAAUGAACUCCCAGGAAAUACACAUUCUUCCAAUCAAAAAGCAGCGACUGGCAGCCUUUUUUCCAAGAAAAUAAUUUAUUAAGUUUUAGAACAUUUUGCAGUAUAAUUAUUAUGAAUAAAGAGAUGUACUUCAUUUUAAAUUACAUUUAAAUCUUUAAGCUAUCUCUUCUAAGUUAUUUGGUGGUGGGAGACUCUGGGGUGGGCUGGGCUAAAGAGAAGAAGACAACAGGGGAGACCAGGAUAUAUCUUCUCAUUGCAAUGACUCUCCCUAUAUUUCGUUCAAAUUUUCAUUACAAGUAAAUGAAAGGCAACAUAUUUUUCAAGUGGUAGCACGUUUUGCAGCUUUAAUGGGAUAUAAUGGAUGAGUGAUUCAGAGGGAUAAGAGCUAUUUUCACUGCCAUAAAGUGCUUUGAUUAUGUAAUGCUGAGAAAUGGUGAGUAGAAUGGACUUUUCAGAAUAAAUGUUUGUUAUGUGCUAAUUUGGUUUCAGUAUUUUGUACCCUUUUAAUUUGCACUUUUUGUCUGGAAAGGUUUGAUACCUGUCUGAAAACUCUAUUUAUGCUGGUAUUUAUAUUAGGGAGCCCCCGGUGGCGCAGUGUGUUAAAGCGCUGAGCUACUGAACUUGCAGACUGAAAGGUCGCAGGUUCGAAUCCGGGGAGUGGAAUGAGCACCUGCUGUUAGCUCCAGCUUCUGCCAACCUAGCAAUUCGAAAACAUGCAAAUGUGAGUAGAUCAAUAGGUAGCGCUCCGGCGGGAAGGUAACGGCGCUCCAUGCAGUCAUGCCGGCCACAUGACCUUGGAGGUGUCUACGGGCAACGCCAGCUCUUCGGCUUAAAAAUGGAGAUGAGCACCAACCCCCAGAGUCAGACACGACUGGACUUAACAUCAGGGGAAACCUUUACUUUUACCUUAUUUAUAUUAGGUCUGUUAGGUUUUAAAAUAAUCCAAAAUAAUUUGGAUUAUUUGGUUGUUUUCUAAUUUUCAGAAUAUUUUCACUUUUGAUUUUUUUUUUUUCAAAUUUUCAUUUUUAGAAUUCCUCACAAUGCACUUGAAGUAAAAAGAAUUCUAUAAUACAGUGUUGCCUCACUACUUCGAGGUUUACUUUUCGCACCCUCGCUGUUUCGCUGGUUUUUAAUAAACACGAAAAUAAUAAUAUUAUAAAUCCCUUAUAAAUAUCUCUUUUUCCUUCCUAAGGAGAAGCCUAAGGAAGGGAGAGAAAAGGGGGCUGAAGCAGCUUUGUUUUCGCCUCACAAGGCAGCGGCAGCAGCAGGAGCGCACAUAUGCGUGCUUGAGAGACGAGGAGGGGACAGAGACGCUACUUGAAAACAACACAUAGUGUCCCUACUUUGCGGAUUUUCACUUAUUGCGGGUGGUCCUGGAACGUAACCCCCACCAUAAGUGAGGGAACACUGUAUUGUAAUGCCAAUCUCCUUCAUUCAGUCCAUCAAGCCAUGGGCCUUGUUUUGAUAAGCUCUCAAAAAGGAAACUAAGAUCAUUUUCAAAAGAUUAAUAAAAUCAUAAUUAUCAAUUAAAUAAUAAACUAGAAUUUCAUUUCCUAGAGAAUAUGGCACAUAAUGUCCCCACUGCUAAAUAUGUCAUAAAAAUAUUCAUUUUGAUGUUUCUUACAUUUCUUAUGUCCAUUAAAUAGUAAGAUUUAUGGCCAAGAUAUUGCAUUAGUAGGUAUACAUUGUAGUUGCAUUACUAUAGCUGUCUCAGAAUGUUACCCCAAUAAACUCACCUUGUAAGCAGAACAGCCUCCAACACAGCCAUUUACCCGUUUUUAGAGAGUGAGAGAAUGAUUGUGGAUGCAUCCAUCUACUGUAUUUCUUUGAUGAGCUUUUUCACCCCAUAUAAAUUACUCUAAAAAUAGAAUGUGUCUUAGGAUCACAGGUGCUUAUAUAUAUCAAUGGUGUAUUAAAAUCAAAGAUAUAUGGACACAUGGGAAAGAGAACCAAGAACUCACAAGGACCUCAUAGCAUAUCCAGCAAUAGGAUGUGUCCCUUGCCAGUCUCCCCAUUCUUUGAAAAUGGGAUGCUGUGCUAGGGAGAUAGUUCCAUAGUUGUGAUGAACGUCUGAUCUCUGAGCUACACAAUAUCCAUAAAAGGGAAUUGUAUGCCUUAAGUCUGACCUACGCCAUCCUAAUUCACUAACAGGACACCAGCUAUGUAUUUCAUUAUAGCAAGAGUGAGCAGCUAUGAAAAGCUAAAGGGCCACAUUGUUCCUACAGGUGGCACACCCACCCCACACUCAACUCUGCAAAAAAUAAUAAUCAAAUGUUUUCCCACCAAAUGUCCUUUAGGGGACAGUUUCAUCAUGUUUUUUUUUUUGGGGGGGGGGGGAUUCCUGUACUAACCUACCAAUCAUACUAUCUGGGUUUUCAUGCUGGGAUGAUGGAUUGGAAGUACUGUUCUAUGGGUUUUUGGAAGUUGAUGCUUAUGGCUGGAUCUACACUGCCAUAUCAUCGAGUUUCAGAAUGCAGAUUAACUGGAUUAACUGCAUUGAACUGGAUAUGAUGGUGUAGAUGCUUUUCACCCUCUUACUCUCCAAGUAGUUGCCCAGCCCCCCUAAUCCUGAUUUACUAGGCAGCAAGACUUUGCUUUUCUGUCUGCAAGCAACAGGAGCCUGCUUUCCUGUCAGUAGGGAUUCAGAAGACUGAUAUUUCCAUCUGUCUCCUUUGAGUGAUCAUCACCAGUGUGACAGAAAGAAGAGAAUCCAGUCAUAAUUCCUUGAACUAGAGCAAAUGUCAGCCUGUGGCAUCCAAAUCAUCAGAAGAGCAGACCCUUGUUGCUUGCAGUCUCCUGUCUUUGAGUAGAAGAGAACACCUCUGCAGAUGGUCUAACUGCCACUGCCAGUUUUGCCCUACAUGACUGAACAACCUAGUGGGAGUUACUGAGAGGUUUAACUUGUACUUCUUCCAUUUCUGACUCUGGAGACUUUCCCUCCCUCUCCUCUAGGAGAGGAGAAUCCUGUAUACAUAUGUGUGUCGUUAGCUCAUAUGGAUUAUGUAUACAUAUGUGUAUAAACACUGAGCAAAGGAAAAUGAAGAGUGUGUAAACGAAAUCUUUAAAGGAAAGCUUUUGUUCUAAGCAAGCAAAAUUGUAUUAGGAAAAGAUACCUUGUACAUCUUCCUUCAGGUGUUACUUAAGAGUUACAAAAACAAUUUAAGUGACAUUCACCCUAGGUAAAAAGAAAUGUCAGCCCUAAUGUGACUAGCUGGACAUUCCCAUUCUACUCAUGAGACAGAGGGUGAUCUGGGUCUUGGAGGUUCAUGGGAAGUUGGGGGUCAGGACCCUUUUCUCCAGCCUAUGACUGACCAGACCUCUCUAAGGAAAGUGAGGCAGGCUGCACCCCACCACUUUCUCCAAUAAUCCCAAAGGUUCUGUGGGCGAGUCUCCUUUUCUAUUUCCAUACAUUUUGGCACCCCAGGUUUUAAUAACUUCACUUGGAAACAUUUUCACACUUUCCCCCAAGAUGGUUAUCCUCUCUGGGCAGUUUUUUUUCAUAAUUUCCAUAAUGUUGACCACCCCCAAUAAAUAACUUAAAACCAUCACAUCUACCUUUUUUUAAACUUGGAAGAGUGACUAAACUCCUCAGCAGUAUCAUCUAGAAAAUCAGAGUCCAUUAUCGUAAUGAGAUAAAGCAAUAUUUAGACUUUCAGUGAUUCAGCUUUCAGUUCUUGUGCAGUAUUCAGCAAUUGUCCAUUAACACCAUUAAGAUUUUCCUCUUCCUUUCUAGAAAAUUGAAAAUAUGUUAGAGGGUGGAUUUCUUCUGUGGAUAAUACUUGGUGAUGGAUUUGGCCACAGAUAUAUAUAGUUUGAAGUGUCAAAGCUAGUUUGGUAAAAUAAUAGUUCAAUAAUAUAAAUAUGUGUUCAUUUAAUUUAGAUAGGCAAAAUGAAGCUCUCAAAGGUUGUCAGACUGCAAUUGCCAUGGGUAUUUAUCCAGUUUGUUAAGAAUGCAGGGAAUUUCAGUUCAGCCUUUGAAAUGCUACAUUUUAUCUACCCUGAUCUAAAUGAAGCAUUAAUAGCAAAUGUGGGAGGGGGGAAGAAUGACUGGGUAUGUGUAAAUAUUGCAAGUGUGAGAAUCAUGCAAGUUGUCUAUGAUCUCAACACUUUCUCUCUUCCCCCCACCCCUGGCCUUGGAAAAACAGCAGCAAAUAAUGAGAGGAUUGCUGAAAUUGGAAAUAGACUUUGGGAUUUCUGUAGCCAACAGUGGGGUCUGUGAAAACUGGUGCUCUCUUUCUUGAAUUCUGCCCAUCACAAAUUACAAUUUUAUACAAAACAGGUAUACAAAUGUCUAACACUGAAUAAGUUUUAUUUGCAGCUUAGAAGAGAACAUAAGUUGAAAAUGAAUUAAAAAUAUAUUCUGUUACAAACACUGAAAUAAUUUGCUAUCAUGCUAUAAUACAAGGGUUGUGUUUCUGUAUGACAUUCUUGGUUCUUGUGUUGUUGGAUGUAUAUGAAGCAAUACAUAUUCUUUCAGUACUAACAAAUAAACCACACUGGCAAAAUGCA
Anolis carolinensis (green anole) is the source of this 6466-nucleotide messenger RNA. It is a transcript of the gene rai2, whose product is annotated as retinoic acid induced 2. The transcript is spliced from 2 exons. Gene Ontology annotation, cellular component: nucleus. The record is from RefSeq and is a predicted model, not a curated record. Gene Ontology annotation, biological process: animal organ development. Lineage: Eukaryota; Metazoa; Chordata; Lepidosauria; Squamata; Anolidae. The coding region runs from base 370 to 2031 and encodes 553 amino acids.